AUGUCUUAAUUAACAGGGGGAUACUCAGAAGAAAAGGAAGCUAAACUUAGUAUGGUUUCGACAGUAAAUCAAGGUUUUGAUGAUGAAGUAGAACCACACGAGAACAUUUCAUCAAAUAGGCAGUAGUUUUACAUUUGGGUAUUAUUCUUAAACCAUAUUUCAGCUUAAUGGUAGACAUAUUGUAUGACUUUCUCUAAAUCUUAUUUUUUAGUAUUUGUGUAUCUAGCAAACAGUAAAGACCCUUAUAAUAAUAUACAGCUUGAUUUGGAUCUCUCUGGAGAGACAUAUGCUCUAAUUACUGGUACUGUGUUUACUUUAGUCAAUUCAGUAUUUGGGCUCUUGAUGGGUUACUUAGCUGACAGAUAUAAUAGGAAAUGGAUUUUGUUUCCAAUGACAUUACUUUGGUCUGUAAUGACUCUUCUCAGUGCUUUUACGCAUAACUUUUGGGAGGUGCUCUUACCUAGAAUAGGUUUCUCAUUCUUUAUGAGUGCAUGUGUUCCGGUUUCUGUAAGUCUAAUCAAUGACUAUUUUGAACAUGAGAAAAGAGGUAGAGCAAACAGUCUAUUUGCUUUUGGAAUUUACUUAGGAGGAGGACUUAGUUCAUUAACUUUGAUUCUAGAUGAGUAUUGUGGUUUGUAGCAUUAAUCUCGCAUUCUCUCUUCCUUUAAUCUUUUUCAAAGAACCGAAGAGAAUUUAGGUCUUGAAAUCAUAAGUAGCGAACUUCAUUCUUAGUUCAAGAGAAACUGUCAAGGAUAGCUAAUACAAUUAGCUUGUAACCUAAUAGGAUUAGCAAGAUCAAAAUAAUGCUAUGCAGCCCUAGAUCGAAGAUGUCUAAUUCUAGAAGCUUACUACGACUAUUACUAAGCCAUACAAGAUCUUGAGCUUUACUUAAAAGGUCAAAGAAAUUAUCCAGAUCAUACUAAAGAAUACUCAAUUAUUAAUGCUUUCGUUGUUAUCGUCGGUGGAUUGACCUCCUCAUAUAUGGGUGGCUAUAUCACUGACAAGUAUGAGGGACAAUAUCCAAGGAUUAAAGGUUAUAUAAGUGGAUUUGGUGCUUUAACUUCUUGCAUUUUUAUAAUAAUCACCUAUGCCGUGUAGUCAAAUUUUUACCUCGGAAUGUUUAGCUUGUUUAUGGCUUAUCUCACAGCUGAGAUGUGGUAUGGUCCAGCUCAUGCAGCUGUUAACAGAAUAUUUCCCUCUGAAUUUUAAGGUAUUGCAAUAGCUAUUUUUACAUUGCUUGGAGCGACUGCUGGUGCACUCGCUACAUACCUUUUGGGUUAUAUUGGUGAUAAGCUUGAAACUAAAACAUAUCCAGAAAGAUCUGGCUACUGUUUAACAGCAUUCGUUCUAUUCAGUUAUUGUUCUUGCUGUCCGAUGUUUGUCUGGGCAUCAAUCGAAUAUGAAAAGAUGUUAAAGGGUAAAGAAUUAAAGAAGCUUAAUUAACAAUAACAAUAAAUAUUACAAGUAUCAUCAUCCUAAUAAAAAUAUCACACAAUCAAGAAUUAAAAUGAUAAUAGCCAACCUGAUCAAUCCUGA
Stylonychia lemnae is the source of this 1536-nucleotide messenger RNA. The record is from the annotation of a GenBank genome assembly. Lineage: Eukaryota; Ciliophora; Spirotrichea; Sporadotrichida; Oxytrichidae.